Molecule: messenger RNA, 1482 nt
Organism: Dichotomopilus funicola
Lineage: Eukaryota; Fungi; Ascomycota; Sordariomycetes; Sordariales; Chaetomiaceae
Product: general substrate transporter
Exons: 4
Coding region: 1-1482 (493 amino acids)
Biological process (GO): transmembrane transport; carbohydrate transport
Cellular component (GO): membrane
Molecular function (GO): carbohydrate:proton symporter activity
Source: RefSeq, a predicted model, not a curated record
AUGGGGAAAGCCUUCAACAUCUCCCUCGCGGCCUUUGCCGCCACGGGGUCGUUCCUCUUCGGGUAUGACUCCGGUGUUAUGACCGACGUGAUUGCGUCCGAGGACUUUCUGGAGUUCUUUCACACCGAUACCGGGAGCGCCAUUAUCGGGGCCAUCAACAGCACCUUCUCCGGCGGAGCAGUGUUUGGCUCACUGAUGGGCGGCCUCACUAUGGACAGGUUCGGCCGACGGAAAACCAUCCUGAUCGGGGCGCUGAUUGCGCUUGUUGGUGCAAUUCUCCAAUCAGCGGCGCAAAACCUGGCCAUGAUUCUUGUGGGCCGGAUCGUUGCAGGCUGGGCCGUUGGCCUGCUGAGCAUGUCGGUUCCGGUCUACCAGGCCGAAUGUGCCCAUCCUCGGAUCCGCGGCCUCAUUGUUGGCUUGUCACAGCAGAUGAUUGGAGUUGGCUUUAUCAUCUCCACCUGGGUUGGGUAUGGUUCAUCGUACGCUGCCGGGGAGUUAAGCCAGUUCCAGUGGCGAUUUCCCCUUGCGUUCCAGGCGCUGCCAGCCCUGAUGCUGGUCAGCGGGAUCAUGUUCUUCCCGGAGUCGCCCCGCCAUUUGAUAGAGAAGGACCAGGAGGAGGAGGCCAUGAGGGUGUUGCGGAAGCUCCAUUAUGACGGCACCAAUGAGGACUGGGUCCAGCGGGAGUUUCACGAGAUUAAGACAACCAUCGCCGCCGAAAAGGCCAUCACAGCGCCGGGCUGGCGAGUCAUGUUCACUGUCCCGCAAUGGCGGACGAGGCUCAUGCAUGGUGUUGCUGUUCAAGUGUUUACACAAUUCACGGGUAUCAACGUUAUCGGAUACUAUCAAACCCAAAUGUACAACUCCCUUGGCAUCACUGGGAACAGGGCGCUUCUCGUCGCCGGUAUCUACAACUGUCUCGGUCCUCUCGCCAACCUCGUCUUCAUUGUCUUCCUCAUCGACCGUGUCGGCCGUCGGCGCCCCCUUCUGUGGGGCACCGUUGCGAUCGCCGUUGCGCUUAUCUGCGAAUCUGCAAUCAACAGUCGCAUCGACCCCGAUGACCCGGACCACGGCUUGUCCAUUGGCGGUGUCUUCUUCAUCUUUUGUGUCACCGUCAUCUUUUCCUGGUCCUGGGGCCCGAUCUCGUGGGUGUACAUGUCCGAGACGAUGCCUAUGCAGAUCCGGGCUCGCGGCAACGCCUUUGCGACAGGCAUUGGCAAUUGGCUCGUCUCGACGUUUUGGUCGCAGGUCUCGCCAAUUGCGCUCAAGGCACUGCAGUGGAAGUUUUACUUCUUGUUUAUCGCGUGGGAUAUCGUCAUCACCAUCCCGGUCGUGUACUUCUUCUUCAAGGAAACGAAGCAGCUCUCGCUGGAAGAGAUUGACGUCUUAUUCGGCGAGCGCGCGCUCGGUGCGUUACCAAGGGAUCUCAACAAGGAUGAGCUUUCCCAUCCGCAGGAGCAAAGGAGAGAGGAUACGACAGUAUAG